UUCCACACGCACCCCACACCCCUCAAAACAAACCCUAAUCAUCUCUCUCUCUCUCCAAUACUAAAUCAAAUUCCAUUUCAUUGAGAUAUCAGCAACUCCAGAACUUCUCAUACAUGGUCUAGACCUAUCCAAUUCACGGAGUUAGGGCUCUGAACUGUUCGAAAUAAUCGCCAAGAAUGUCAACCACAGUCCCAGCAAAUACCGCAACAUCGCCGGCUAGGUCCCCGCCCCGAUCUUCUGAUGACAUCGUAGACACGACGCCGUUGCUCUCCUCCUCCGGUGUGUCUCAAGAUGAUGGUAGCAAUGUCGGUACCCAUCCGAGCCGACGACCUGUAAGGAGGCAGAGCCUGCGGGAAGCAGCGCGGUUUCUGCGCCGUGCUAGCAGCCGGCGCAUGAUGCGCGAGCCGUCGAUGCUAGUGCGUGAGGCUGCCGCCGAGCAGCUGGAGGAGAGACAGAGCGACUGGGCAUAUUCGAAGCCCGUUGUUAUCCUUGACAUCGUUUGGAACUUCGCGUUCGUGGCGGUAGCGGCGUCCGUGCUGUUAUUAAGCCGAGAGGAGAAUCCCAGCAUGCCCCUGAGGCUCUGGAUAGUCGGGUACGCUUUGCAGUGUGCGUUGCAUAUGGUGUGUGUUUGCGUAGAAUAUAGGAGGAGGAGGAGGAGGAGGCUGGGGCUGCGAUUCCGCUCUUCUUCCUCGUCAUCUAUUGAUGAAGGAAGUUUGAGCUCGAGGAGGGAUUCAGACGAGCGUUAUGUUACCUUGGCGCAUUUGGAGCGAGAGGAUGAGGGCACAAGUUCUCUCAGCAGUGUUGCAAAGCAUCUAGAAUCUGCAAACACAAUGUUUUCGUUCAUAUGGUGGAUCAUAUCCAACAUCCGUGUCUGUGUCUGUGUACCUCAUUAUUAUCUAUCUUUAUGCAACCUUUUGGAGCAGGAAGGAGCAUCCAAAGAAGACAUUGAUCAGUUGUCCAAAUUUAAAUUUCAAAGGGUUGGUGAUACUGAUAAUGAUAAGCUUUCCAGUGAUGCACAAGUAGGAGGAGUAAUGACAGAAUGUGGCACUGAUUCACCUGUCGAACAUGUGCUUUUACAGGAUGAUGCGGAGUGUUGCAUCUGUCUGUCUCCUUACGAAGAUGGAGUUGAGUUACGUGAACUUCCUUGCGGGCAUCAUUUUCACUGUGCUUGUGUAGAUAAGUGGCUGUAUAUAAAUGCAACGUGUCCUCUCUGCAAGUACAACAUUUUGAAGAGUAGUAGCCAUGAUAGGGAGGAAGUAUAAAAGCUUUCCAAGCAAGUAUGAAUGUUUGGUCUGUGGGAUCUGCGUACAAAUAUAGCUUGAGGGCAUUCUCCCGCAUGACGUGCUAUUAGUUUCAAUGCUGGUUCUCUUCUCAAUUCUCGAUGUUUGUAGUCUUGGUGACAACAGUAUUUUGCCUUUUUCUUGAGUCAGUGUAUAUUGUUCUCUUUCGACAACACAGGAUCGCUAACUAAGGCUAGAGCACAUGUGUGACUAUUCUGGAAGGCUUUCAUGUGUUGCGAGCAACGUUAGCGAGGUGUUUCAAGGGUACUUUCUUGAGCAAGAUAUUGUAAGAGAUGUUUGUAGUUUCUUUUUCUUUUUUUCUUUUGGGGGGGGGGGGGGGUGGUGCAAGAUAUUAAGGUAUAUUUCAUAAUGUGCUUUAUGUUGUUUGUGAAUUAAGAUGAUGAAGGGAGAAAAAACCUGAGUUCUAUACUUGUUACAUAUGUUGUGAAGUAGAGAGUAGAAAUAAAACUCCUAUCCACAGACAGAGCCACCCUGCCACGAGGGCUUUGUAUUUUUUCCUCACCCCUAUCCUACAACUUGGGAGCCGCUUAAUGAUUGUGUUUAAGAAA
This is a messenger RNA of Carica papaya (papaya), 1849 nucleotides long. NCBI's taxonomy places the organism in Eukaryota, Viridiplantae, Streptophyta, Magnoliopsida, Brassicales, Caricaceae. The record is from RefSeq and is a predicted model, not a curated record.